AUGUUCGCAUGUGGCUUGAUAAUACGUUGGGUCUUCCUCCCGCGGCCUCCACUGGUUGUCAUCAAGUCAUCCGGCUGGCAACGGUAUAGUAGUGCCUUUCGUCGUAUCCGUAUACCUACCGUGAAGUACGUUUCAUCUACGUGGAUCAAAGAUCUGAGUAUGCAAGUUAUCAGACGUGCGUAUCUACAAUCCUGCGGGGAAAGUGUCCCGGAGAAUCCGCUACGCCUUCCAAGGCCAAGGUCGACAAGGGACGACCAACGUGGCCCUGUGGGCCAAGACCGAGUAUGA
Colletotrichum orchidophilum is the source of this 288-nucleotide messenger RNA. RefSeq lists its product as uncharacterized. The transcript has a single exon. Lineage: Eukaryota; Fungi; Ascomycota; Sordariomycetes; Glomerellales; Glomerellaceae. Bases 1 to 288 code for a protein of 95 amino acids. The record is from RefSeq and is a predicted model, not a curated record.